CAAACACUGAUACAUACAGUCACACACACACACAGGACGGAGCGAGGUGCUGUCUCCAGUAGUCCACAGUGAUAUACACAACUCAUUACUGCGUCUCUGAAGACUACCAUUCACGGCUCAGAGUGACCAGAGGGCCCCCGUAGCCGUCACAAUGAGUGUGGAAACAACAAGUCCGGGAUGGUUCGACGCCUUCCGCUGGCGACCGUUCCCAACGCUGUAUACUGAGCUGAAGACACCAGUGACCGAAGAUAUCUUAUACGUGGGCUGGCUGGUGGCGUUCCUCAUAGUCUUCAUCCCUUUUGUUUUCUUCAUCAUCCCUACCAUCGGUGGGGGCAAGCAUAAAUUCUCUGUUUUCCUGCGUGUUACUCUAAGCCUGACACUGGGAUUGAUCAUCAUGGUGUGUAACUUCGGGCAGGAGUGGGAGGUUGGUCAUCUAGACACCCACACGCCCUACCGUGCUGGCACAGGACAAGAGAUCAGCGCUAGAGUGGGCGUCAAGCUGGGUCUCCGCUCUGUUAACAUCACUCUCAAAGCCUUGGAGGAGCCCCGUGGCGACCUGCAGGGUGAGGUAAUCAACUACAACGAGAGAUUCUCCUGGGAGUGGGGUCAGGGGCGCGCUGGCUUCGGUCCCUUCGCGGGAGAGAUUCAGCGAAGCUUCCGGGCGGCACAGUAUCGCGGAACACCGCUGCCAAUCUUGUGGGUGGCUGAGUACUUCACCUUCGACGGGGAAGGCAUCCGUUUCGGCCGAUAUUACCGCACCUCAGGAUGGUACUCCCACAUCUGUAUCUGGACGGCAUUUCCACUGUGGAUCCUGACAGUGAUUCUGUUCAAGUUGACGAUCUCCUACGCUGCCCAGAUGCUGGCCCUCACUGGCUCAAUGCUCACCUGCGCUGCUCUCAUCUGGGCAGGCAACAGAAACUUCAUCGAGCUGGAAGUGCCCUUCUCUCCACCGAAUGGGAUCCUCAGAACUGUAUACGGUGUCCACUGGUACCUCGCACUCUUUGUUGGGAUCCUUUGCAUGAUCUUGGGUGCUGUACUGUUCGUGCUGGACUACCGUUACCACAACGAGCUUAGUGAGUUCUUUGGUAACAAUCCACUGAUGAUCGUGGAGCAGGAAACUCUGGAGGAGAUGGAGGAACCAACAGCCAGCAACGAGAUGGAAAUGGAAAACAUGAAUCAAGCAGGUUUAUCAAAGGGUCGUGUGGUGACACUGCUUGCGAGGUCGAGGUACUACCAAGAAAUAUAACAAGAAGUGAACUAUCCCAGCUACAGCAACAAGGCCUUCUCUCCCAGCACACCUCUCCGU
Molecule: messenger RNA, 1306 nt
Organism: Cherax quadricarinatus
Lineage: Eukaryota; Metazoa; Arthropoda; Malacostraca; Decapoda; Parastacidae
Source: RefSeq, a predicted model, not a curated record